This is a messenger RNA of Clarias gariepinus (North African catfish), 3687 nucleotides long. Its product is annotated as serine/threonine-protein kinase DCLK2. Gene Ontology annotation, molecular function: protein kinase activity; ATP binding. Gene Ontology annotation, cellular component: microtubule cytoskeleton. The record is from RefSeq and is a predicted model, not a curated record. NCBI's taxonomy places the organism in Eukaryota, Metazoa, Chordata, Actinopteri, Siluriformes, Clariidae. The coding region runs from base 425 to 2512 and encodes 695 amino acids. Gene Ontology annotation, biological process: protein phosphorylation; intracellular signal transduction. The transcript is spliced from 16 exons.
UCCUCCUCCUCCGCCGCGGGGACGUACAAAGGCAGGCUGGGGAAGGAAGCAUGGUGCUUGGGUUAUUGUCUUUGGGAGUGAAUCUGGAUUGUUCCAAGGAUUGCACUUGUAGUCUUUUAUUGUAGUGUGACCAGUUAAUUCAGGGAAUAACAUCCCAGAGGAAGAGGAGGAGGAGGAGGAAGAAGAGGUGCGGGCGUUUAUCACGCGCAAAGUAAAAGUGAAUGAUGAUGGUGUGCAGCACGACGCCCCUGUCUCACUGGGGGUCACCCCGCCGCCGGCACGCGUAAAGGGACUCGCGCAGGGAUCUCGUGUAGACCCGGCGAUAAGCAGCGCGCACCCGCCUACCUCCCUCCCUCCUUCUGUCCGUCCGUCCGUCUGCCUUUCUUUCUUUCUUUUUCUCAUUGCAAGACAGAAAUAAGUAGAAAUGGCUCUAAACAGAAGCAUCGAGCUGGAGCACUUCGACGAACGGGACAAGGUUCGGCGCUCGACACGCGCCGCCGGCUCCGGUUCUCAGUCCGGGUCCCGCGCGAGCAGUCUGGUGCCCAGCCCGGCUCAGAGCGCCAACUGCAGCUUCUACCGGACGCGCACUCUCCGCGCGCUCAGCUCCGAGAAGCGUGCGCGUAAGGUGCGCUUUUACCGCAACGGGGACCGCUACUUCAAAGGGCUCGUCUACGCCGUGUCGAACGACCGCUUCCGCUCUCUGGACGCGCUGCUGGCCGAGCUGACGCGCGCUCUCGCCGACAACCUGCACCUGCCGCAGGGCGUCCGCACCAUCUACACGGCGGACGGCAGCAAGAGGGUGACGAGCCUAGACGAGCUGCUGGAAGGGGAGAGCUACGUGUGUGCCUCUAACGAGCCAUACCGCAAAGUGGACUACACUAAGAACGUGAAUCCUAACUGGGGCUCUCGGCUGGCGGGGACAGGCGUGUUGGCCGGAGCAUGUCGUCAGGGUUCGGGCGGUAUCCCGCGGGGACCAGGAGAGGGAAAAGAGAGUAAAGACUUUAUCAAACCCAAGCUGGUGACUGUGAUCCGGAGCGGUGUAAAGCCACGCAAGGCUGUCAGAGUGCUGCUAAAUAAAAAGACGGCUCACUCCUUCGAGCAGGUUCUGGCUGAUAUCACGGAGGCCAUUAAGCUCGACUCUGGAGCCGUGAAAAAGCUGUACACACUAGACGGGAAGCAGCUAACGAGCCUGCAGGACUUUUUCGGCGAUGACGACGUGUUUAUUGCAUGCGGCCUCGAGAAGUUCCGCUACGCUCAGGACGACGCUGCGAUCGGACAUGCUGGGAAAGCAUCAGCCGCUGCCUUCGUUAACGAGUGUAAGAUGAAAUCGUCGAAGUCGUCAGCUCCUGUUAAAUCCACUGCCUGUAGAAACUCUGGAAUUUUUAGGUCAAAAUCACCCGUAUCAGCCGAGGCGAUGAGAAGCCAGAGCCCGACUGCGAGGUCGUCGAUGUCCCCGACAAGCCCAGGAAGUCCCCGCAGCCAAAAGAUCUCCUCCCGACAUGUAUCUCCCUCCCCUCCCCCCUCCGGAGAACUAAAUGGAGAAGAAGACUUGAGCCCAGAAGUAAAUGGAAAUAAGCCGCAGUCCUCCAUCAUCACAGAUAAAUACGAAGUGGGGAAAGUCAUCGGAGAUGGAAACUUCGCAGUGGUUAAGGAGUGCGUCGAGCGGGCCACUGGGCAGGAGUAUGCUCUGAAGAUCAUAGACAAAGCCAAAUGCAGUGGGAAGGAGCAUCUGAUAGCCAACGAGGUGGCGAUAUUGCGCCGGGUUCGGCACCCCAGCAUCAUCCUGUUGAUCGAGGAAGUGGACACACCCACAGAGCUCUACCUGGUCAUGGAGCUUGUUAAGGGAGGAGAUUUGUUCGAUGCCAUCACCUCUUCCACGAAAUACACAGAGAGAGACGCCAGCGCCAUGGUGUACAACCUGACCGGAGCUCUCAAAUACCUGCACCGCAUGAGCAUAGUGCACAGAGACAUUAAACCAGAGAACCUACUGGUGUGUGAAUAUCCUGAUGGUACCAAGUCUCUGAAGUUGGGAGAUUUUGGUCUGGCCACUGUGGUGGAGGGGCCGCUUUAUACUGUGUGUGGAACACCCACCUACGUUGCACCUGAGAUUAUCGCAGAAACAGGGUAUGGUUUAAAAGUUGAUAUCUGGGCAGCUGGUGUGAUCACGUACAUCCUCCUGUGUGGUUUUCCUCCAUUCCGGAGUGAGAGGAACCAGCAGGAGGAGCUGUUUGAACAGAUCUUACGCGGCCGCCUGGAGUUUCCCUCCCCUUACUGGGACAACAUCAGUGCCAGUGCCAAGGAUCUGAUUGGUAAGAUGCUGCAAGUAAACGUGAGUGCACGCUACACGGCAGAAGAGGUCCUGUUCCAUCCGUGGGUCCUGGACGACACCACGCUGGAGAACAAUGUGACAUGCGAGACAUCGAAGGCAGUGAGCACCGAACACACACCGGACACUACUGCGACAGACACACAGCUGGAUGAGCUACAAGGUACGGAGCAAAGCCCAAGGUAGACAACAGGAGGACCAACAGACAAGAAGACCUGUUCGCCCAACAAAACCCAAAGGAAGAUAUAAGAAACAAACGCGUACUAGCUUUUAUUUUAUAGCUACGGGCCAUAUGCAGGGUUGAGUUAAAUCCAUGUAGUACCAUAGCAAGAAACUUGCACCCAAAGACCGUUUGGUCCUUUUUUUUUUUUUUAAUUUAGAAACCUUUUCUUGCUUGUAAAAUUUUUCAUCGUAUUACAAAAGCAAGAGAAACCCCAGUUCCUUCCUUCUUUCCAGUCCUUAUUUUUUAGCCCAAUUUCUUUAAAGGCUUGUGUUUAAACAAGCAGUGUUUAUUUAUUUAAAAAAAAAGAUCCCACUCUGUAUGUGUAUACAAUUACCCAAGUGUGAAUAUAAUGAACUUGACUCUGGAUAUGGUCCAGCGUGAGGAUUUGUCGGGUGAGAUACACCUUCAGCGCUUGAUUCUCGACUAGAUCGACAGUAAAUCCACUGAGCUGUGAUUAAUUCCACCAGACCAGCAAGACCUCUCUCUCUCUCUCUCUCGUUCUCACAUUCUUCUGACCUUGUCCUGUCAGCUCAUACACGCAGCUGAACUAAUGCCUUUCCCCCCGUUAAUUGUCCUGCUACCCUUUUUUUUUUUUUUUUGGAAGAGGUAAAUAAUUAGAGGACUGCAACAAAUUGCACAACAUCAAUAUGGCAAAGACCAACACAAGACCAGAACCUGUAUUCUCCAGUCUCACGCCUAUGAAGGCACCUGAUGCGUGAUAGCUCGCAGCUUCUCCAAACAAACCAGCAACCUCAUUUAUACUCCACGGUGCCAUUCUUUGCCUCUCUUUCUCUAUUUUGUUUUUCCUGUAAAUACUAGUGUCUUGAUGUGAAGAAGAAGAAGAAAAAAAAAGAGAAAUCAUUGCAGUAGAUGAAUCCAUUUCAGUAUACCUAGAAUAAGGGCUGGGCAAUAUGAUGAUAAAAUAUUAAUGGUUUUGUGUUGAAAUUAUAUCACGAUACAACCUUCUGAGAUACCCCAAGUAUCAUGCUAUUUUUUUAAAAGAACGUUUGUAAUUUUUUUUAUGUUAUUUACAUUGGAAGCUGGUUUUAAUUACAUACUAUUUAUGUAUUAUUUGAUAUUUAUUUUGGAUUUUUUUAUAUAUAUAUAUAAUUUAUUAUUACCACACCUUCAAAGUUCG